Molecule: messenger RNA, 1150 nt
Organism: Jatropha curcas
Lineage: Eukaryota; Viridiplantae; Streptophyta; Magnoliopsida; Malpighiales; Euphorbiaceae
Source: RefSeq, a predicted model, not a curated record
GGUAAAAGUUGAUGGGUAAGCACUAAGCAACUCCCUAAAACGCAACGUUUCAUCCACUCUCUUGGCCCAACUGCGAAGUGGGAACUUGUAGGAUUUUCAGAGAAAAUGAACGAUCUGGAAGAUCAAACCCAGUUAGAUGACGCAAUAGAACAAUCGCCACAAGCUGACAUGGCAGCAGCAUCCGCCGCGAUGGACGGAGUGGCAGCGGCGGCCCUCCGCUCUGUUCUUCAGCGAGUUCAGCAGGCUGCACAACGGGCUGGCCGUGGGUCGCAGCAGAUCCGAGUAGUGGCCGUAAGCAAGACUAAACCGGUGGCUAUCAUCCGCCAAGUAUACGACGCCGGUCACCGGUGUUUUGGCGAAAACUACGUUCAAGAACUCAUCGAGAAAGCUCCUCAGCUACCGGAGGACAUAGAGUGGCAUUUCAUUGGGAAUCUACAGAGCAAUAAAGUGAAGCCUUUACUGUCUGGUGUACCAAAUCUUGCGAUGGUGGAGUCUGUCGAUGAUGAGAAGAUUGCUAAUCAUCUUGAUCGUGUUGUUGGAAAUUUGGGGCGGAAACGUUUGAAGGUCUUAGUCCAAGUGAACACCAGUGGUGAAGAGUCAAAAUAUGGGGUUGAGCCCUCAGGGUGUGUGGAACUUGCCAAACAUGUUAAUCAGAGUUGCCCAAAUCUCGAGUUUUGUGGCCUAAUGACAAUUGGAAUGCUUGAUUAUUCAUCAACCCCAGAAAACUUAAAGACAUUAGCAGACUGCAGAAGUGAGGUUUGCAAGGCCCUUGAUAUACCAGAAGAACAAUGUGAACUCUCUAUGGGAAUGUCUAAUGAUUUUGAGCAAGCUAUUGAGAUGGGGAGUACAAAUGUGAGAGUUGGAUCUACCAUAUUUGGGCCUAGAGAAUAUCCGAAGAAGAAAUGAAACAAAACUGUCGAUGGCAUCUCUCUGCUUUUUUUUUUUUUUUUUUCCUUCAUCUGGAUAGUCCUGCACAUUUUUCGUCAUUCUUUGUUGAAAAGCAGAUUCAGGUUUAUACUAUUGAAUGGCCAUAAGUGCUAGUCGAACUGUGUCACAUAUAGAUUAAAGAUCUAAAUAAUGUACUUUGAAGAUUUACUGCGUAGACGAGACACUGAACUAUAUGCAAUCGGAUAUUACAUUCGAGACUCAA